This is a messenger RNA of Pteronotus mesoamericanus, 1578 nucleotides long. RefSeq names its product cAMP responsive element binding protein 3 like 4 (gene CREB3L4). The record is from RefSeq and is a predicted model, not a curated record. Gene Ontology annotation, biological process: regulation of transcription by RNA polymerase II. NCBI's taxonomy places the organism in Eukaryota, Metazoa, Chordata, Mammalia, Chiroptera, Mormoopidae. Gene Ontology annotation, cellular component: nucleus. Gene Ontology annotation, molecular function: DNA-binding transcription factor activity, RNA polymerase II-specific; RNA polymerase II cis-regulatory region sequence-specific DNA binding.
UAAAGACGAGGAGAGAUCUCCGGGUAACAGGAUGGAUUUCGGAACCCCCGACCUCCUGGACUUGUGGCUGGAACCCCCAGAUGAUGUCUUAACAGGAUCCUUCCUGGAGCUGGGGCACCACUGUCCACCUCCAGACGUCCCAGUGGCUAUGCUACAAGAACAGGGCCAGCAAAACUGCGAGUCCAGUGGGGGCCAUGUCUGUGGACUUCAAGAGAGUGAGCCUGAAGAUUUCCUGAGGCUUUUCAUUGAUCCCAAUGAAGUGUACCGCUCAGAAGCAUCUCCUGCGAGUGACAGUGGAAACUCUGAGGACCCUGGUCAUCCAGACAGUCCCCCUGUCCCUAAGGCACCCAGUUCCCCUGCCUUCUAUGAGGUUGUUUAUGAGCCACGGGUCUUGGAGAAGAUGCAGGAGGAAGCUGGGCCAGCUGUAGGGUUCAUUUCCAUUCAGCUAGGUCAGUAGUGUUCUGUGGCAAGGGGACAAUGACCCUUCAGAUCCAGCCCUAGCCCUGGGAUUAAGGGGGCUUCCCCAAUAUGUGCCACUACCCAGGCCCUGCCUCCUUUCUCCCAGCCACCUAUGUCUCCCUCAGAUCAGUGGAGCCCGCCACUUACGGUGCAUGAUGCCUGCAUGGUCAGUGAGCUGCCCCUUGAUGGUAAUGCCCACAUCCUGCCCAGAACAGGCACUGUAAACCCAGUGCUUCCUGCGACCCUGCUACCCUGUCAAACCUUGUUCCUGACAGAUGAGGAGAAGCGUCUUCUGGGGCAGGAAGGGAUUUCCCUGCCCUCUCACCUGCCCCUCACCAAGGCAGAGGAAAGGGUCCUCAAGAAGGUCAGGAGGAAAAUCCGUAACAAGCAGUCAGCUCAGGACAGUCGGCGGCGGAAGAAAGAGUACAUUGAUGGACUAGAAGGCAGGGUGGCUGCCUGUUCUGCACAGAACCAGGAACUACAGAAAAAGGUCCAGGAGCUGGAGAGGCACAACAUUUCCUUGGUGACUCAGCUCCGCCAGCUGCAGACGCUCAUUACUCAAACUUCCAACAAAGCUGCCCAGACCAGCACUUGCAUUCUGAUCCUUCUUUUUUCUCUGGCUCUCGUCAUCCUGCCCAGUUUCAGCUCCUUUCAAGGUCUACCAGCAGCUGGGUCCGAGGAUUACCAGCCUCAUGGAGUGAUUUCCAGAAAUAUCCUGACCCACAAGGACAUAAGAGAAAAUUGGGAGACCCUAGAAGUAGAGUCCAGAUUGGGGGGGCCACCUGGGGCCAAGAGUGCAAAUGGAUCAACAAGGACACUGCUGGAGAAGAUGGGAGUGAAGACAGGCCCCAGUGGGCACGCCAGAACUGUGCUGCAUGCAGAUGAGAUGUGAGCGGAAACACCUCCUAGCCCUUUACCCAACCAUGUAAGGACUCCAGGGCUCCCCUGUGGCUCUGCUUCCCCCUGGGAUUCCCACUCAGGGUUUUCUGGCCUCGGGGGUCUGCAUCACAUCAGGAUGCCCUAGAUGUCUACCCUGAGGCCCAGUCUGCCUAUGUGAGGGGGCACCUCAAAUACUUUUGUGGUGUAUCUGUGAUUUCCCUCCUUUGGAGAUAGGAUUGA